AUGAGUAUUGCAGAUUUGGACCCUAACUAUGUGUUAGUGGUCGAGUAUUCGAAGAAGAACUUGUCGGUUUUACUAGCGGAAUUAGGUUCUAAAGGUAUUUCGUGUGAAUGUAGACCAGGCCAUGAUGAUAGUAAUGUGUAUGUAUUUGUCCGGGAUGAUCUGGGACGUGCACUACGUGUGGCUGAACGUUUUGACUUCGUCAAGCAUGUCACACCUUUGUACGGUAGUAAGAAGAGGGAUCAAAUCCGGGAGAUGGGUUCGGACUUGAUUAUGAAACGGUCGUUGAUCAAAGACUCGGAUUUGGUUUCUUUAGCUCAGGCAACGGGCAAUCCAAGAGUUGCUUUGUACUUUGCGUUUGCGAAGACUUACACGCGGUUUUUAAUGCCAUUGGCUUUGUUCGGUUUGGUUCUUCGUUUGUUUAAUCCGAACGGGACGGAAUUCAACACCCAUUAUGCAAUUGUUGUUUUCCUUUGGGCUAUCACAUUUAUCACACUCUGGAAAAACAAGUAUGAGCCACAUUACACGUCUGAGUUUGGCUACUUGACGCUUGUUCCGCUUGAAGACUCUAGAGUGACGUUUAUAAAGAAACUCUGCUUUGUUCCAGUGGCCUUAAUUUUCGUUGUUUUGUUGUUGGUCUUCCAAUUGCUGUGUUUCGCUUUGGAAAUAUUUGUUACGCAACUAUAUAAGGGACCAUUGGCUUCGGUUGUUGCACUCUUGCCCACGGUUCUACUCUCGGCUUACGUUCCUAUUUUGACAAUGAUCUACAACAAAUGUUUUGUUGAAAAAAUGACUGCUUGGGAGGGUGGUGUCAACCCUGCAAGAUCUAAGCUCGAAAAGAACUUCGUAUUCACAUUCUUGACAAGCUACGUUCCAUUGCUAAUGACUUUGUUCAUCUAUUUCCCAUUCGGCCACCUUUUGAACCAGUACUUGCCUACUCUUCAAAGUUUCGCCUCAAAAGUUCACAUUCCAAUUCACUCAAGUGAGUUUAAAAUGAACUUAUCUCGCUACCAAACUCAAUUCUUUUACUUUACUGUAACCAAUCAGGUUGUAGCAUUGGCAAUGGACAACAUACUUCCAAUUGUUAUGGGUAAGGUCAUGCCAAUGAUCACUGGAGAAAACAAACCUGACUCUUCCAAGUCUAGGAUCACAAAAUUGGUCUCGCAAGAAUUCCCGGAGGAAAAGAAAUACUUGGAUGAGAUCCGCUCAUAUGAGACAGGUCCUUGGGGUGAAUUCAAUGUGGAUGAUAACACGCGUAAAUUGGUUCUACAAUUCGGAUUUGUCGUCAUCUUUUCGUCCAUAUGGCCUUUAGCACCUUUGGUCUGCAUUUGUUUCAAUAUUUUAUUCUUCAAGUUGGACCUUUGGAGAGCUCUCAUUAAAUGUGCCCCACUUGUCGAUGGAAAAGCUAGAAGAGAUGUUAUGAAAGAGGAUGGAUAUGAGGAAAUUACAAUGUCGCCUUGGAACUCUAUUUUGACUUUCCUCACCUGGUUUAGCACGUUGGUCACGCCAGCUAUGUUGUUAAUGUAUAGAAACAAUGAUUUACCGGGUGUUGGAUAUUCUUCAACGACAGAGAAACGCUCAAUUUCUACGACCUGGUAUCAAGAUUAUCCAUUCCAUUAUGACCUCAAGAGCAUUUUGCUGUACAGCUUUACCUUGGAGCAUGUCUUCUUCCUCAUUUACCGGGCAAUAUCCAAGAUUUUACAAGCUCCUUUGACCAAAGAGGCAGAAACUGUCCUUCCAACUGAAGAGCAAAAGGAACCCGAAAAGCUGAACUUAGAGAACGUUGUGAACAGGACCGCUCAAUUCAUGGACAAACUUUCGACGACUAAACCUGCAGAUGCUAAAUCGACAGAGCAUGAUGAGAAAACGACUGCCAUGAAUGAAGCCCCUGUUACAGAACCAAAAACAUCAGCACCUGAAGAUGUGAAAACCACUGGUGUUGACAUUAACCGUUCUGAAAAUAACUCGGUGAAAAGAAGAGGUCCAAUUUCCCCGGUCCCAGUUCCAGCGACGACAUCUCGUAACCCUGAUCCUGUUUCUGUUGUGGGUGUGGCCCCUGGACCUGGUGUUGCGGCUCCAAGGGAAACUGGUUCUCUUUCGGUUUCUAAGGUGAUUCCAAAUGGAACAGCAACAAAGGAGUCGUCUGUUUCCUCUCUGACGUCUUCAUCCGUGGCAGGAGCAACCCUGCCGCCAACUAUUCCAACCUCGAAGAAUUACGACUUGAGAAAAUCUACCCCAAAUAUCGAAGCUGCAAGCGUAGCUACUAUUUCUUCCGUUCCUCGUGAGACCGCUAAGCCCACCGCGCAACCAGAGGAACAAAAAUCAGCAAGUUCUCCUGCCAUUCCAGCUACUGCUCCUGUUGUUAUUUCCACCCCUGUUGCUCCUGUUGAUGAUGCUGUUCCAGAGAAGAAAGAACCGAUCCAAAAUAGUAAAGUGCCAAAGCUCGAAGUUAGUCUGGCCGCCGAUGCUCAACAAUUCGUAUCCUCAAAAGCAACAGAACCCGAGAAGCAAUUCGUGAAUGAAAAUAAAGUUAUGGCUACUCCUCAGAAGCAAAUUGUUCCAGAGAACCAUAUUAAGCACCAUAGAACAUCUUUGAAAAAGGAUACCGAAUCAAUUGAUUCAACACCAGCUACUACGUCAUCCGCAUCGGCAAAAAAGAAGAAAAAGAAGGGCAUUAUGUCACCUUUGGGUAAACUAAAAAAGAAGUUUUAA
Kluyveromyces marxianus DMKU3-1042 is the source of this 2709-nucleotide messenger RNA. It is a transcript of the gene IST2, whose product is annotated as Ist2p. Gene Ontology annotation, molecular function: chloride channel activity. The transcript has a single exon. Gene Ontology annotation, biological process: chloride transmembrane transport. Gene Ontology annotation, cellular component: cortical endoplasmic reticulum. The coding region runs from base 1 to 2709 and encodes 902 amino acids. NCBI's taxonomy places the organism in Eukaryota, Fungi, Ascomycota, Saccharomycetes, Saccharomycetales, Saccharomycetaceae. The record is from RefSeq and is a predicted model, not a curated record.